GCAGCCGUGUCCAGACUCUGAAUCACCCCACAGUGUGGGAAGCAGGAGUCAUGCCUCCCACACCGGAUGGGUAGAAAAACAUUGUCCCCAUGUUCAAACAGACAGCCAUGCAGCUUCAUCCCUUCGCAAACUCACAUCUACCACCUAAUGUUCUAUCAUCUCACGCUCUGCUGAAUUCUGAAAAAACAUCACAAUGAUUUGUAUGGGUUUUAAACACAAGUUUUGAACUUCACCUCUGCUGGACAGAGCUCAGGACUAAAUUUGCAUCUGAUUCAUCAGAAUAAUCGACUUUGGUGUCUCAAAACAAACUUGAAUGAUGAUGACUAAGAGUUUUGUUCUGCUGACUGGCACUAUAGUACAAUCCCUUUAUCAGUGAUUAUCAUUGCAUAACAAUUUGGUAUGAUGAUAUUUUUUAUAUAUUUUAUAUUUUAUCUUAUUCAAAGGCAAAGUCAUGUAAAUAAACCAAUAAAAAAAGUUAAAACAAAAAAAGUUAUUUUGGUUCUAGCAGACCAAUAAUAAGUAUGAUAUGGUUUUCGUUCACACCUGUAAUGCGAAACGUACAUUUUUUUAGAUUUGCGCUAAUAUUUAUCUCCUCAAACGCAGUUAGUUAAAGAAAGAAGCAUCGGUGGAGUAAUCUCAACUAACUAUCAAUGGGUGCAGCAUGAGGUGCUCUGCAGCCCUCGGGUGACAGUUAUUCUAAUGCAAAGAGGGAGGAGAGGAGCACGGAGCCAGAGGAGCUGAGCGCAAAGGGGCCCCUGUUGUUGGAGAAACUUCAGCAGUUCACGAUGGGGUCCGGAACCGCGUCCCGCUGUUUGCUGGAUCUGCUUGUUGUUUUGUCUCUGCUGCCCACAUUCUCCCGCGCCAGCCGGAUUAUCGCAGACGUACGGGAGCUCCAGAAGUCAACCAUCACCGGACUCGGAGUGAAGGAGCACUCAAGGAUUGUUUCCCAGCACAAUAGACUGCGGAGCCGGGUCAAACCCAUGGCAGCAAACAUGCAAAAAAUGGUGUGGAAUGAGAGGUUGGCCUCACAUGCUAAGACGAGGGCAGCAACGUGUGAAAUAGACGGCCCUCCUCCAUAUGCCUCGACUUUCAGCCAUGUCGGGUGGAACACACAUCUCUCUGCCGAUGGAGGCACCUCAUUUUCUGACGCCAUUCACUCUUGGUUUGAUGAGGGGAAAGACUUUCUCUACUUGAGUGGGCAAUGUAGGGAGAAUGCCACCUGUCAACACUACACACAGGUGGUUUGGGCCACUUCAAGUAACGUGGGCUGUGCCAGCCAGCUGUGUCUACGCAAAGGAGAUAUAUCGCAGAUAUUUGUCUGUGCAUAUUACCCUGGGGGGAACUGGGAGGUCAAUGGUCGGCUGGUGAUGCCCUAUAAGACGGGUCCAUACUGCUCCCUCUGCACCUCCUCCAUGUCCGGCUGCUUUAGACUCUGGGACCACGUAGAUGGAUUAUGUGAAAUUCCAAGGAAUCCGUGUCGAAUGAGCUGUGGUCAACACGGCCGUCUCAACGCCUCAUCCUGCAAGUGCAUGUGUGACCCCGGCCACACCGGACGCCUCUGCCAGGUACAGUGCAGUGUGCAGUGUGUGCACGGUCGCUUCAAAGGAGAAGAAUGCUCUUGCUUGUGUGAUGUUGGCUACGGUGGUGCUGAGUGUGCAGAGAAAGUGCAGUUUCCCUUCCACAGCUGCGAUGUGAUGAUAGAUGGCGAUUGCUUCGUGGUGUCUUCAGAUGCUGACACCUACUAUGGAGCCAAGAGCCGCUGUCAGGGCCGACGAGGUAUUCUAGUUCAGAUCCACAAUCAGAAAGUUCAGGACAUCCUGGCGUUUUACCUCAGCCAGCUGGAGUCCAGCAUCGAGGUCACCGACACUCACUCUGAGACAAGAAACUUCUGGAUCGGUUUGACAUAUAAGCCUCUGAAAGACUUUUUUCGCUGGGAUACAGGAGAGAUGCUUACAUUCAGCAGCUUUGCCUUUGGGCAACCCGACAACCAAGGCUUUGGAAACUGUGUGGAGCUGCAGGCAUCGAGUGGCUUCAACUGGAACGACCAACGAUGCAAAACGCAGAACCGAUACAUUUGCCUCCACGCUGCAAGUCACAUUGCCCAGUGGGAGGACGGCAGUUGACUUGGAAGUCUCAAAAGGGGGGAAACUGUGCAGUAUAUUUUACAUGUUACUUUCAGUGAGUAAUUUUAAAAGUUGAGGACAGUACACAUGUUGUUUUUCAAUCAUUGUACAUGGAUCUGUGCAGUGUAGUUGUACUGUACUUACUGUACAUGUUUGAGUUUGCAAAUAGUCAUUUGUUUUUGUCAUUAAAGUGUUUGAUUUUUCUCAGAAAA
Messenger RNA from Gasterosteus aculeatus aculeatus (three-spined stickleback), 2335 nucleotides. RefSeq names its product C-type lectin domain family 18 member A-like. Lineage: Eukaryota; Metazoa; Chordata; Actinopteri; Perciformes; Gasterosteidae. The record is from RefSeq and is a predicted model, not a curated record.